Messenger RNA from Centruroides sculpturatus (bark scorpion), 2683 nucleotides. RefSeq names its product X-linked retinitis pigmentosa GTPase regulator-like. The record is from RefSeq and is a predicted model, not a curated record. The transcript has 18 exons. The coding region runs from base 288 to 2513 and encodes 741 amino acids. NCBI's taxonomy places the organism in Eukaryota, Metazoa, Arthropoda, Arachnida, Scorpiones, Buthidae.
AUGAUAUAAAGAUUUUUAACGCAAAAUAUUCCGAAAAGUAUCAACGAAAUGCGCGACGUUAAAUUUAAUUAAUGAAAUUAGGUCUAUGUUCUAUUUAUGAAACGUAUAUAGUAGGAAAAAUACUAAAAAUAACUAUCCGAGCGGCAAAAUCAAAUGCGUUUAUAAAUUAUCAUUGUGAUGGCCAUUUUAUACAUAAAACGAAAUUUUAUUUGUUGUUUAAACACCUAUGACGUAAGAAGCAUGGUUGUUGCCUGUUAAAACCGUUGUUAUCGUGAACAGUUAGGAAGAUGGCAGAAGACGAGGAUGCGGAUGAAAUUCCUGAUACUGGUGCAGUAUUUUGUUUUGGGAAAAGUAAUUUUGCAGAUAAUCAACCUGGUAAGUUUUGGAUACGUGAAGAUUUAGUUCUACAAGUUGCUUGUGGAGAUGAACACACUGCAUUAAUUACAGGUAAUUUAUAUAUAAUUAUUAAAUUUGUAUACCAUACAUUACUAUAUUCAUUAGAAUAUAAUACAUAUGUUUUGCAUCUAAUCUAUACUGGUGCAGUAUUUUGUUUUGGGAAAAGUAAUUUUGCAGAUAAUCAACCUGGUAAGUUUUGGAUACGUGAAGAUUUAGUUCUACAAGUUGCUUGUGGAGAUGAACACACUGCAUUAAUUACAGUAAUUGUUAUGUUAAAAUUAGGUUUGAAAAGUUUACGAGCAACAUUUAUAGCAUGUGGACGUUCUCAUACUCUAGUUGCAUGUGAUAAUGGAAGUGUUUAUGGUUUUGGUUCAAAUGGAGAAUAUCAAUUAGGAAAUAACGAAGAAGAUACUCAGUAUCUCCCUGUUCGCAUACAAGGUUUAGAAGGUCUUUCUAUAAAAAUGCUAUCUGGUGGAGCUGAUCAUUCAAUGGCAUUAACAGGUGAUGGUAAAGUAUAUACUUUUGGAGAAAGUGAAGGUGGAAAAUUAGGGCUUACAGAAACUCAACUUAAAAAGUUACCUAAACCACAACCUGUCACUGGACUCACUGGAAAAAUGUUAUCAGUAUCUUGUGGAGGAAAUCACACCAUUGUUUUGACAGCUGAUGGAACAGCAUUUUCUUUUGGAGAUGGUAGUAGUGGACAGUUAGGACUUGAUACAGAUAUUUUAGAUACAUCACUUCCAGUGCAAAUAAAUUUUCCUUAUAAAAUUGCAAGAGUAAGCUGUGGUGAAAAUCAUUCAGCAUUUCUCACAGUUAAUGGUCAAAUAUAUACCUGUGGUAAUAAUAGGCAUGGCAAAUUGGGUCUUCUUGAUGAUGACGACAGCAAUGAUGAUGAUAAUGAUAAUGAAUUAUGUAAUAAAUUUCUGCCUAAUUUAAUUACAAGAUUUUAUAAUUUUAGUGUUCAGCAGAUAUCUUGUGGUGGUUGUCAUACUGCUGUAUUAGCUUCAAAGUGCAAACAAUUAGACAACUUUCAAAAUAAUCAUACAAGUGAAAUGAUUAAUGACUCAAAUACUCCCAUAUUAGAUGCAAGACAAAGAAGGAGACAAAGAAAUUUACCACCAUUGUUUAAUUCAUCAGUCUCAACAAAUGACAACGGUGAUUCAAAUCCACUAAAUAAAACAAAAUUACCAAGCAUUGGUGUUCAAAACUCAAAACAAAUAAUAGAUGAUGAUGAAAUGAGUGAAAGUGAUGAUAACACAGAAAAAAGUUCAAAGAGAAGAUCUUUACUUCAAGAAGCAGAAGAAGAUGAAAGUAUUCGUCACGUUGACAGUGAUUUAGAUUCUGAUCUUUCAGAAAAAUCUGAAUUGAAUAAGUUAAAUUACUUUUUCUUACAUUAUAAAUUUUCAGUAUUUUUUUUAAUUGAAAUAGAACAAAUAAUAGAUGAUGAUGAAAUGAGUGAAAGUGAUGAUAACACAGAAAAAAGUUCAAAGAGAAGAUCUUUACUUCAAGAAGCAGAAGAAGAUGAAAGUAUUCGUCACGUUGACAGUGAUUUAGAUUCUGAUCUUUCAGAAAAAUCUGAAUUGAAUAAGACACAUGUAUUGGUGACAAAUGAGUAUAAUGAAUCACAAUUAAAGCCAAUAAAAAAUACAUCUCUACAAAAUGUAGAUGGAGAAAAGCAAUCUGAAAGUAUGAAAAAAGAAAAUGAAAAUGCAAAAGAAUCAAAAAAUGAGAAAGAAGAACCAAAGGAACAGAAUAUUUCAACUCCUGGUAAUGAAAUAGAGAUUUUGUCAGAACACACCAUUGAUUCUCCUAAAGAGAAAGAAACUUCAAAAUUUACUUCGUGGUUGACAUUGCGAAGACGACAAAGUAAAGAAAUAGAUGCUAAAGAGAAAACAAACAAAGAUAAAACUAAACAGGCAUCACGUUUAUCAUUAUUUAGAGGAAAAGAAUCCACUUCUGAGCAGAAUCAACAAGACAGUCAUAAUGAUCAAAAUGAUGAACCAUCUAAAAAAAGAAAUGUUCCUGAAAAAACUAAAUCUAGUACAUUAUCUAGAAAUAUGCAGCCAGAAUCAUCUGACAAACAGAAUCAUAAGUCCAAAGCCUGCAUCAUCCUUUGAAAUAGUUUAAUGUUUUUAUACACAUUGUUCAGAAAAUUUUCAAAAUUUUUCUAUAAGAAGAAACAUGGAAUAUUUUUCAUAACGAAGAAUGUACAUUCAAUUAAAUAUUCAAAAACUGUAUUGUUACUGUUUUGAUAAAGUUUUUAUUAAUUAAAAUUUGUAUAUAACAA